Aspergillus heteromorphus CBS 117.55 is the source of this 3405-nucleotide messenger RNA. RefSeq names its product small subunit rRNA maturation protein UTP4 (gene ura7). The record is from RefSeq and is a predicted model, not a curated record. The transcript has 3 exons. Gene Ontology annotation, cellular component: small-subunit processome; 90S preribosome; t-UTP complex. The coding region runs from base 223 to 3081 and encodes 952 amino acids. Gene Ontology annotation, biological process: maturation of SSU-rRNA from tricistronic rRNA transcript (SSU-rRNA, 5.8S rRNA, LSU-rRNA). Gene Ontology annotation, molecular function: protein binding; RNA binding. NCBI's taxonomy places the organism in Eukaryota, Fungi, Ascomycota, Eurotiomycetes, Eurotiales, Aspergillaceae.
GCUACCGUGCCAGCACCACCCCUUCAACACCACGUCCCUUCCGAGCGGAAUGAUUGUAUAACGGUCGGCUCCAAAAGCUGAGCCGGGUAGAUCCUAUCUUUCCACCAUCUGGAGGAUCUACUUUUUUCCCACCCCCACGCCGUACCUCACGAAAACGAAAGCUUCCUCCAAAUCCAUUCACCAACAUCAUCUCCCUGGCCAUCGCGCCCGAUCACCGACACAAUGGAUAUCCACCGCUGCCGCUUCGUGCCCUACAACCCCCAGGCUAUCAAUGCGCUUGCCUUCUCCCACCCUCCGUCCGCGGAACUCGCGGGACGAGGUGUCCCUACCCUCCGACUCGCGAUCGGUCGCGCGAACGGCGAUAUCGAGAUCUGGAACCCCAUGCGCGGCUCCUGGUUUCAGGAGUCGGUUCUUCGCGGAGGAAAAGACAGAAGCAUCGAAGGGCUGGCAUGGACGCUCGAUCCCCCCGAGCCCGGCUCCGAUGGAUCGAAGCUGCCUGGUCGGCUGCGUCUGUUCAGCAUCGGCUCCUCGACUGCAGUGACGGAGUGGGAUCUUGAGCAGGGCCGUCCUUUGCGCCACUCAAGCGGAAACUACGGCGAGAUCUGGUGCUUGGCUGCCCAGCCUAGAUGGCAGGCCACGCGGGGUAAGGAUGGAAAGGCGGCCCCUGCGGCGGAGGGAGAGUUCGUCGGCCAGCAUCUGGCUGCGGGAUGCGCGGACGGGUCGAUCGUGAUCCUGUCAACGGCUGAUAAUGACCUGAAGUUCCUGCGUCUCAUGCGCCCGUCUACGAAGAGGUCCAGGGUGCUUAGCGUUACCUUCCAGAACCGGAAUACCCUCGUCGCGGGAUAUGCGGAUAGUUCGAUUCGACUCUACGAUAUCAGGAGUGGGCAGCUACUGCGGACGAUCUCUCUGGGCAAGGGUAUGGCGGGUGGCUCGAAGGAAUUGCUGGUGUGGUCUGUUAAGUGCCUUCCUGAUGGUACGAUUGUUUCGGGUGACUCUGCCGGUGAAAUUCGUUUCUGGGAUGCUAAGAACUACGCCCUUGUCCAACGUCUGCAGGGCCACCUGGCGGAUACUCUGGAUAUUGCUGUGAGCGCGAAUGGAGAUACCGUUGUCAGUGGUGGUGCCGACCAGAGGACGGUCGUGUACCGGAAGAAGGACGGAGAGAAGGGCGACAAGAAGGCUAGAUGGUCCGAGGUUAUGCACCGUCGCUAUCACACUCACGAUGUCAAGGCCUUCGCCGUGUACGAGACGAGGGAUAUCAGCAUCGUUGUCUCUGGAGGACCCGAUGCCGCCCCGGUCGUCCUGCCUCUGCGCGAGUUCGGAAAGGAACACCACAGAAAGCUUUCCAGCUUGCCUCAAAUACCUCAGCUUGCCUCUUCUCCGUCGUCUCGGCUUGUGAUGAGCUUCUGGGAUCGGGAAGUUAGCAUCUGGCGUCUACACCGCGGACCUACGUCCCAUGAGAACUCUGAUGGACAGCGGCACCGCCUGGUUGGCAAGGUUCUGAUUCAGGGCGAAGAGAACAUCACAUCGGCAAUGCUAUCCGCAGAUGGAAAGAUUCUCGUAGUCGCCACGAUAUCGACGAUCAAGUUGUUCUCCGUGCGGAGACGCAAGGGCGAUGAGAAGGGAACCCUGCGCAUACAGAAGCUGGAUACUCCAACGGAACUUUCGGAGGAUGGCGCCCGUCUGGUGACCGUCGCUCCCAACGGCCAGUGGGUCUGCGUUGUGCGUCCCAACAGCGCCAUGUACCUGGCCAGGAUCAAGCCUGCCUCGACCGCGCAGGAGAAGCCCCAGAUUCUGUCCCAGCUCGUCAAGCUUAACCGGGCUACGCGUCACACUCGUUUUGAGAAAGCUUCGCAUGGCUCGUUGGGUGAUUACGAGAGAUCGGUCCGCUGCGCCGUCUUUUCGGAAGACAGCAAGGUUCUGGCAUCUGGUGAUCUCUCCGGCUGUGUUGACACCUGGGUGCUCCGGAAAGCAGAGGAGUCUGUCUCCAAGAAGCGCAACGCUGCUGGUUCCGAUGAUGAAUCUUCCGAUGACGAGGAUGACGCACCGGUGCUCGAGGGCGAGCGCUGGCACCAUGCCGCCGCAGAGUCGCCUAUCCCCCGUCUCAAAUCUGGUGUAGUCCUGCUGUCUUUCCGUCCUUCUAACCCCGCCAAGACGAAGCUUCUCACGAAUGGUGGCUCGGAGAACGAGCAACGCUUGAUGGCCCUCACUAGCGAGCACCAGCUCGUGGAGUUUGACGCUGCCGAAGGCAAGCUGUCCGACUGGUCAAGAAGAAACCCCAAGGCGUUCCUGCCCGCAGAGUUCCAAGGAGUCAAGGACAGAGCCAUGGGCUGUGUCUGGGAUCUUUCCGCUGCCCGCGAGCGCCUCUGGCUAUACGGUACCUCCUGGCUGUGGAUGUUCGACCUGAACCAAGACUUCCCCUCUCCCGAGGAACUGAACGCCUCAGCCGACAACCAUGAAGACCUGAACCCUUCCACGCAAAUCUCCAAGAAGAACUCAUCACAGAAGCGCAAACGCGACCCCUUCCAGGAAGACGAGGAGAACGCCCGGAAGAAGGCCAACAGCGGUGCCGGUGACCGGAUUCCCCUCGCACAGUCCGACAUUUUCCACGCAUCCAGGAUCCGCAAGAUCGUCGGACACGACGAUUCCCAAUUCGAGUGGGUCUCCCUAGACAAGGAGCGCCCCCAGGGUGGUGAGGACGAGGAUGCCUACGACUACGACGAGGCCUACACGGCCAACAACGACGUGGCUCUGGCGCGCCUCCGACGAGAGAGACAGUUCAUCGAAACCAGCACCCCCCUCAAGCGCGUCUCGCUGGGCGGCAAACUGGAUAAACCCCUACCCUCCAUCCCUGAAUUCGACUCCCCCUCCUCCCAGAAACAGUUGGUCCAGACCGGUGACCAAAAAUCCCAACCUCCCCGUCGCUGGUGGCACACCUACAAGUACCGCGAUCUCCUCGGUAUUGUCCCUCUGGGCUCCGACCCGGAGGACGGCUCCGAGUCCCCCUUCCUGGAAGUCGCGGUGGUCGAAAGACCCAUGUGGGAUGUCGACUUGCCUGGUCGCUAUGUGCGGGACUACGCCUAGAUAGUCAGUCACGUCCUCACCUCUUGAGCUUGAGUCGUCGGAGUCGGAGUCGGAGUCCUCGUUUUCUUAGUCUCUGCUGCGAAAUGAAAGAGUUUAGUUUUUUGAGAUUGCGCAACCGCAGAUCAAUCUGGCAGGCAAUACUAAUUUCUUUCCGGUUUCUGUCCGUAUACCUGCUAUCUACGUUCAUCUCUUCAAUCUCCUUGGAAUUUUCAUGAUCGUCGUAUAUGCUUGAUGAUGGAAUCUCUCUCUCUCUCUCUCUCUCUUCGCAGCACUCUCUCUGUACAGAAGGUUCCCUUUCCCCCCCCCCCCCUUUCUUUAUUUGUU